CACUAGAGAUCAUAGAUAGAUACGACUUAUUAUUAUUUCAAAAUAAAAUUGAUUAGUAUUGAAAUGGCUCGCACUAAGCAAACAGCGCGCAAGUCUACGGGUGGUAAAGCACCGAGGAAGCUAAUUGCCACGAAAGUUGCAAAGAAAAGUGCACCUGCUACUGGCGGCGUGAAAAAGCCUCAUCGUUAUAGACCGGGUACUGUUGCACUGCGUGAAAUUCGUCGUUAUCAAAAAAGCACUGAACUACUUCUACGUAAAAUUCCGUUUCAACGAUUGGUUCGAGAAAUCGCUCAAGAUUUCAAGACCGAUUUACGAUUCCAGAGCACUUCGAUUAUGGCUCUUCAGGAAGCUUGUGAAACUUACCUGGUUGGUCUUUUUGAAGAUACCAAUUUGUGUGCCAUUCACGCCAAAAGAGUUACCAUCAUGCCAAAGGACAUGCAAUUGGCACGUCGUGUUCGAGGAGAACGUAAUUAA
This is a messenger RNA of Leptopilina boulardi, 474 nucleotides long. RefSeq names its product histone H3.1-like. The transcript has a single exon. Gene Ontology annotation, molecular function: DNA binding; protein heterodimerization activity; structural constituent of chromatin. The record is from RefSeq and is a predicted model, not a curated record. Bases 64 to 474 code for a protein of 136 amino acids. Lineage: Eukaryota; Metazoa; Arthropoda; Insecta; Hymenoptera; Figitidae. Gene Ontology annotation, cellular component: nucleosome.